Labrus mixtus (cuckoo wrasse) is the source of this 1879-nucleotide messenger RNA. It is a transcript of the gene tmed8, whose product is annotated as transmembrane p24 trafficking protein 8. The transcript is spliced from 5 exons. Gene Ontology annotation, cellular component: Golgi membrane. The record is from RefSeq and is a predicted model, not a curated record. Lineage: Eukaryota; Metazoa; Chordata; Actinopteri; Labriformes; Labridae. Bases 3 to 812 code for a protein of 269 amino acids.
CCAUGGAGAGAUUAGAGGCUACAUCAGAGCUUCAGUCGCGGCUGUCCUCCCUGUCCUUCUCAUCUUUUCCUGGAAUAACAUCUAAUCAGUCCGACGACCGCCCGCAGGACAGGCUCCAGAAUACAGACCUUUCACAGAGCUGUGUCCAAUCCAAAAUCCAAGCCGAUAUGGAGGAAACUAAGGAGGAUUCAGGACCAUAUACGGAGGGUAAUGAAGAGGUCCCUGCUGAGGUGGCCCCAGGGGAAGGAGGCGAGGAGAGCAACAGCUCUGGGAGCUGUCAGCUCUCCGCUGAGAUGAAAGCCCAGAUGCCGCCCCUGAACCCCCCAUCAACAUGGACAUCUGCUGCUCUGAAAGAGCUGAAGGCGAAGCUCCGCACGGAGGAGGACAGCAUGGUAACAGUUUACCGAGGCGACAUCAUGACCGUUCACGUGCCCACUGUGCCCGAGGCCAAAAAAGUGUGCUGGGAGUUUGCUACAGACGGCUAUGACAUUGGCUUUGGCAUUUAUUUUGACUGGACUCCCGUCACAAGCCGGUCCAUCACUGUACACAUCAGCGAGUCGAGCGAUGAUGAAGAAGAAGAGGAGGAGCUUGAAGGGCCUGUCAGCAACGGAGACAUCGAGAAGGGCUCCAAAAGUCGUUCAAACUCAAGCCUGGGGGAAAUCCUACCUGUUUACCGCCAGGACAGCCACUUGUCCAUCCAUGGGGGGAGCCACGACUUUCCAGGUGAAGGCACUUACCUCCUGAAGUUUGAUAACUCCUACUCACUCUGGCGAAACAAAACUCUUUACUACAGAGUUUAUUACAGUGCCUAAGAUGCCAAAUUAUUGUUUAUGAAUGUACACUUUACUUUACGGAAGUAUACGACUCUGUAGAACAAUGAACUAUUUUUGAUUCCAAACAUGGAAAAAGAUGAAGUUAUAAUAUAUAAAGGUUAAAUAUCUAUUUUUAUCAUAAUCAGCUUGUGUUUAUUUCCAUAAAUAGUCAGAUAGUUUUGGAGACAACAUUUGCUCGAGUGUCUUGCUGAUAGUUAUUUGAAGAAGCCUUUCAUAAUGUGCCAUGUUCCCAUGAAUGCACUGUGCUAUUUGGUCAUAAAACAUAUAUCGUCUUCAGUCCCAACAUUUCUAUGGUAGCAGUGAUCAGGGAAUACCUGCACAGGAUAUUUUUCACCUCGCCAGGUGCUUAAUCAGCAGUGCUCUGCAGAAAUUGAGAUUCUGUGUGUGUGUGUGUGUUUGCGUGCGUGCGUGCACCUUCUAUGAUUAUGUUGUCACCUGUAUGCAUCCUUCUGCUUUGUAGCGUAAGUUAUUUUUUGAUCUGUGUUGAAAUAAACCAUGUGAUAAUGAAGAAUAUUAUUAUGUGUUUCUGGCGCACAGAGCUGUCUUCUGUCCUAGUGGUGUGUUACUAAAUGAUGUAAGUUGAAUGUACUGAUAACAGUUUUCCAAAGUGUGCUUUUUUUAUGACACAAAUAAAAGUCAUCCCUUAUCACAAAACACUCUUAUUAUGUAAUACGUUCAAUAUUUACAUUUGCCUCACUCCCCCUCUAAAUGGCAGUGUCACGAGUAGGGAGCGGUUGCAAUAUUUCAUCUAAAUGUAUUCUGUGCACAAGUCUAUGGAGACUGAGAUCAUCGUGUUUCUUUUUGAGUUUCCUUGAUGUUUUGGGCAUACAUGUGUUCAACAGCUUUGUUACAUCCUGUUUCUAAUAUCCAUGCCUCUACCGCAUUCACCUGUGCGCAUGCUUCCCAAAGAUGUCACAGAUUUGGCUGCUCAAUCUGUAUACAAUGUAACCGACUGUGUUUAAGUUGCCCAUGUUUAAUGUACUGUACCCUCACUGUAAGUCAUGAUGAGAUUCGUUAUAUCCCACAAUAAAGAGAAUAUUGUCUAU